CUUGCUAUUUGAGUGUAUGUUCAGUGACACAAAAUCGACUCUUUAAGGCCGAUGCCACGUCGACGUCGCCCGCCUCGACCUGGCGCACUCUCAGAUCUGUCGCCAACCCGGAUCCUUUCGCAGAUAAUAAUCCUCCAAGUUGCCUACUAUGCCUGCGCUGCAGUUCUCAUCAUAUUCACAGCCUUGGUAGCGGGAAAAGAAAUCAGCGCCGAUUUGCUGUUCAGCUGGCGUAGCCUCCGCGGCGAUACCACUGUUGGAUGGACUCUUGGUCUGGUUUGGUUGUUGAACAGCCUGGCUUGUGUUGUUUUUAUCUUGCUACUCAUAGCGCGCUCGAAGCUCGUUCUCGAUUUUGCGGUUACUGUUCACUUCAUUCACCUCGUGGUGACCUCAUUGUACUCACACGCCUUUCCGUCCAAUCUUUUCUGGUGGGGCCUACAACUGUGCAGCGCUACACUCAUGACGUCUCUUGGUGUUUGGGCAUGUCAGUGGCGUGAAUUACGACCCAUUAAUUUUGGUGGCAAGGCUAGACAACCAACAAAUCAAUCGAUAGAGGAUACUGAGGUGGGCCAUAUAGAGAAUGCCGGGAGAGGUGGUGGUCGUGAUGGAGCUGGAGAGUAUGAGUUAGUUGGCAUAGAUCGACGAGAAGGGCAUGUAUAAGCUUUUGUCUAUGUGAAGCAUUGCUAGGUGUUACGGUUCUACGUUCUAUUCUGGGAAAGAGGCAAUGGGUGUUUUUGUGCAUAUGAGACUCCCCUGAUGGGAUUGAAACUCAAUUCUGUAUACUCCACAUUGUAUUUGAACAUUGGUAAUUAAACUGAUGGCACCGAAGAGAGUGGGUAAAGGCUUCUUUACUCGUUAAAUAUCACUUAUUUUUCAGCCCAUCGCUCGGAUUCAUCU
This is a messenger RNA of Aaosphaeria arxii CBS 175.79, 894 nucleotides long. RefSeq lists its product as uncharacterized. The transcript has 2 exons. Gene Ontology annotation, biological process: Golgi to endosome transport; Golgi to plasma membrane protein transport; protein localization to Golgi apparatus. Lineage: Eukaryota; Fungi; Ascomycota; Dothideomycetes; Pleosporales. Gene Ontology annotation, cellular component: Golgi membrane; trans-Golgi network. The record is from RefSeq and is a predicted model, not a curated record. Bases 52 to 657 code for a protein of 201 amino acids.